AUGGUGGUGGAGAUCCGACCGCUUGGAAAGGGAACACGGCGAGACAGCUCGGGCAAAGGUAGAGGGCAAGGGGAACGAGGUUACCGCACGGGGACGGGGGACGACACUGUUCACGUCUUUCUCAGCCAUCGGAACAAAAAUUUUUUAACUUCGGACAGCUUAAUCGUUGCCCUUUCUGCAACGUACUUAUUUGCAGAGUUUGACGACGCAGCUAAUUUGCUUGCGGCAAACCCUAAUGCUACCACAAUAAGCAUCGAUGAGCCAGCCGAAAUCCCCAAGAACAAGCAUGGCCGUCUGCAACAAUCGGGGAGAGAAGAGGAUGAUGAAUUAUUGGGGACCGAUGACUCCGAUAAAACAGAGCUGCUUGCCGGACAGAAGAAAAGUGCCCCUUUCUGGACAUUUGAGUACUACCAGACGUUCUUCGAUGUGGACACCUACCAGGUCCUGGACAGAAUCAAAGGUUCGGUUUUCCCAGUACCGGGGAAGAACUUUGUAAGGCUGUAUAUCCGCAGCAAUCCUGACCUUUAUGGUCCCUUUUGGAUAUGUGCCACACUAGUCUUUGCCAUUGCUGUUAGUGGCAAUCUUUCAAAUUUCUUCAUCCAUCUGGGCAAGCCAACAUAUCACUAUGUGCCCGAGUUCCGAAAAGUGUCCAUAGCAGCGACAACGAUUUAUGCUUAUGCUUGGCUUGUUCCCCUUGCUCUCUGGGGAUUCCUGAUGUGGAGGAACAGUAAAGUUAUGAACAUUGUCUCCUACUCGUUCCUGGAGAUAGUCUGUGUUUAUGGCUACUCCCUCUUCAUUUAUAUUCCCACAGCGAUUUUAUGGAUCAUUCCACAAAAAGUGGUGCGCUGGGUCCUGGUGAUGUUCUCUCUGUGCCUUUCGGGGUCUGUUCUGGUGAUGACCUUUUGGCCCGCUGUCAGAGAUGAUAACCGGAGGAUUGCGCUGGCAACUGUUGGGACCAUUGUUCUGCUUCAUGCCCUGCUGGCUGUUGGCUGCUUGGCAUACUUUUUUGAUGUCCCUGAACCAGAUUUUCCUGCACCUAUUAUCCCUGCUCACAAUGGAACAACAGUAAUAACAAAGAUUCAGUAAAUACGACUACAAUGCCUGAUUCUCCAUCUGUACAGUAAUAUUAUUUUAGAUAAUUUUUUCACUGAAGGACUUGAAAAUUGUAACAACAGGGGCAUUUUCUGUAUAAGAAGGGACAGGGAUGUGCCAUGAACUUACGGACAUCUACAUGCUUGCUGGAGACUAACUGGUUACACAAGCAGACUGUGUGAACUGUUGAUGUUAUUCCUGUACAGUGUUUUUUUUUUUUUUUGGUAAUUGUUCGUGUCUGCACUCACCACACUUUUGUCUCUAAAUAAAAUGUUCUAAAACAGGAAACACA
Molecule: messenger RNA, 1384 nt
Organism: Struthio camelus australis
Lineage: Eukaryota; Metazoa; Chordata; Aves; Struthioniformes; Struthionidae
Source: RefSeq, a predicted model, not a curated record